ACAGCAGGAAGGAAGAGAUGGCAGCGGGAGAGACGCAGCUCUACGCCAAGAUCAGCAACAAGCUCAAGGGGCGCAGCACCCCCUCGCUGCUGGACCCGCUCCUGGCCCUGGGCUUCCCUGCACACACUGCGCUGAAGGCGCUGGCAGCCACUGGGAGAAGGACUGUGGAAGAGGCAUCCACCUGGCUGCACAGCCACUGCAAUGACCCGACCCUGGACGACCCCAUCCCCCAGGAGUACGGCCUCUUCCUCUGUCCCACGGGGCCGCUGCUUGAGAGGCUGGAGGAGUUCUGGAGGGAGAGCAAGCGCCAGUGCGCCAGGAACAGAGCCCACGAGGUCUUCCCGCACGUGACGCUCUGUGAGUUCUUCCCGUGCGAAGACCAGAAGGUGGAGCGCCUGUACGAGGCUCUGAAGAGGGCAGGGGACAGGGUCCUGGUGUCCUUCCCGGCUGCCAUCCCCCUGGUGCUCCACUCCUCUGCCAGCUACCUCGGCUUCUUCAUCGGCGACAGCCCCGCAGACGUCCUCCGGGAAUUCGCCAUGGUGUUCUCCACAGAGGCCGCAGUCUUGGCAGACUGCACUGUGAAGCCGUGCACCAAGCAGCUGCACCUGACCCUGGCCCACAAGUUCUACCCCCACCACCAGAGGACGCUGGAGCAGCUGGCCAGAGCCGUCCACCCCAGCCAGCCCUGCCAGUGGAUGGCGGCCCUGUUCUCCCGAGACAUGCGCUUUGUGCACUACCAGACCCUGCGGGCCCUGUUCCAGUACAAGCCGCAGAACAUGGACGAGCUGAUGCUCAGCCCCGGAGACUACAUCUUCGUGGACCCCACCCAGCAGGAGGAAGCCAGCGAGGGCUGGGUCAUCGGGACCUCGCAGCGCACGGGCUGCCGGGGCUUCCUGCCCGAGAACUACACGGAGCGCGCCAGCGAGGCAGACACCUGGACCAAGCACAGGACAUACACCUUCAGCCUGGCCAUGGACCUGAACUCCAGGAAGGACGGCGAAGCCAGUGGCCAGCGGAACGGAGAAUUUCACGCUCCAACAUCGAGGAGUGUUAGCAGCAUCCAGGCCUCGCAGGCCAGGGUCGCGAUGGCGAGGAGGAGCGUGCUGGUGGUGCGCCACGGGGAGCGAGUGGACCGGGUGUUCGGGAAGAGCUGGCUGCAGCAGUGCUCCACGCUGGACGGGAAAUACUACAGGCCAGAUCUGAACUUUCCCCGCUGUCUGCCCAGCCGGAGCGGCGGACUCAAGGAUUUUGAGCACGACCCGCCCUUAUCGUCCUGUGGAACUUUCCAGGCCAGACUCGCAGGGGACUCGCUCCUGGACAGUGGCAUCAGGAUCAUGGCCGUCUUCUCCUCACCGGCCCUCGGCUGUGUGCAGACGGCCAAGCACAUCCUGGAAGAACUCAAACUGGAGAAGACAAUGAAGAUAAGAAUAGAACCCGGGACCUUCGAGUGGACCCAAUGGGAAGCCAGCGAAGCCAGCCCGAGCUUCAUGACCUUGGCAGAGCUGAGAGAGGCCGGAUUCAAUGUGGACCCUGGCUACAGAUCCCCGCCCUGGGCAUGUGCUUCUGUGAAGAAAACAGAGAGGAAGGGAAGUGGGAGUUGGCCAGCCCACCCGCGAGGACUCUUACACAUGGGGCCAAUGCGGCAUUCAGCUGGAGGAACUGGAUCCCGGAGAGCUGAGCCCGUCCCAGGAGGGGCUGACGUUCCUGCCUCGGCUGUGGACCCAGCUGCGCCGUGGGGACACAGAACAGGCGGCAGGGCAGGCGUCACACGGAGACGGCGACGUGGGUACUGAGACCUGCGACAAGAGGCCCAGCCGCGGCCUGGAGGGAGAUGAGGACCCAGGAGCCUGGCUUUCAGGAGCGGACGCCCCGUGGACGCACACGCGAGAAGCGUCUGUCCACCUCCGGGUGCUGACUGUCGAGGCCCCAGUCGUUUGUCCCUCUUCUGUUUCAGUCAACACCGAGUUGGGAGGCACUGUACGCCACUGCUGGUCAGAACCCAGAGCCACGGCAUCACUGCUCCUGCAACCCGGUCACCAGCCACAGAGGACUCGCGCACUCUCGGAGGCCAGGAGCCCUAGGGCGGGGGCAGGUGGUGGCCCCACCCAGGAUCUGGCCAGAGCCCUUUCCUGGCUGCUCCUAACGUUGCAAGGCGCCUGCAAUUGCUGGCUCGCAGCCCCUGCACCAUCCAGGCCAGCAGCACAGCGACCUCCGCCCUCUGGAUUCCUCUCCCGCUGUCCUCUCACAUCGCCUCCAGCCUCCCUCGCCCAAGGACCCUCGUGGUGACAGAAAUCCAGGGUCCUCACUCAUCUCUAGUUCCUUAAUGCCACGUGAAGGUCCCUUUCAUGUGGUGGCACAUGCACCUGUCAUCCCAGCACCCUGGGACGUUGAAGCAGGAGGAUCACAAGUUUGAGCAUUUC
Messenger RNA from Heterocephalus glaber (naked mole-rat), 2420 nucleotides. Lineage: Eukaryota; Metazoa; Chordata; Mammalia; Rodentia; Bathyergidae. The record is from RefSeq and is a predicted model, not a curated record.